This is a messenger RNA of Oppia nitens, 2792 nucleotides long. RefSeq names its product solute carrier family 22 member 3-like. NCBI's taxonomy places the organism in Eukaryota, Metazoa, Arthropoda, Arachnida, Sarcoptiformes, Oppiidae. Gene Ontology annotation, molecular function: transmembrane transporter activity. The record is from RefSeq and is a predicted model, not a curated record. Bases 9 to 2792 code for a protein of 927 amino acids. The transcript has 12 exons. Gene Ontology annotation, cellular component: membrane. Gene Ontology annotation, biological process: transmembrane transport.
AGUAAAAAAUGGCAAAACCUGUUGACCAAACCAAACAUUUAGCCGAUAUAGUGGGUGAAUGGGGUAAAUGGCAGUUUCAAUUGGUCAGUUAUGUUUUUAUGUUGACAGCCGUCUCAGCAUUUAUUAAUAUUGGUUAUAGUUUUCAUGCAAAAACUGUAGACUACUGGUGUCACGAUGUGCCUCAUAAUUAUACAAAUAUAACAGAAGAAAUGAAAUGCCAUUCAUUUGUUAAUCCGACUGAACGGUGCACUCAAUGGCAUUAUAAUAGGACUCAGUUUUAUAAGUCAAUAAUUAUUGAAUUUGAUUUAGUGUGCGAUCGUUCAUAUUAUGCAUCGCUAACACAAUCAAUGUUUAUGAUGGGAUAUGUAAUCGCGGGUAUCAUAGUAUCCUAUUGUAGUGAUAAAUAUGGCCGCAAACCGGUUGCAUUGAUUUGCUAUACAAUUGAGGUGUUGGGUCUUAUUUCGUGUACAUUUUCAUACAAUAUUUAUCAGUAUAUGAUUUCCCGUAUGUUUGUUGGUUUAGCACAUUCAGGAGGCGGUUGGAGUAUAUUUACCAUUUUACUUGAAUGUUGUGGUCCUAAACAUCGAUCAGAUAUAGUAUUGCUUACGGGUAUCGGUUGGGUAGUGGGUUAUAUGAUUUUACCGGGUAUUGCAUACCUAAUACAAGACUUUCGUUAUUUGACAUUCAUAUCAACCAUUCCCAUGAUGUUAAUGUUAGUAUGGCUUUACUUUAUGCAUGAAUCGCCGCGUUGGCAGUUAGCUAACGGACAGUUGGAUAAAGCAGAGGUUAAUAUUGCAAAGGCAUUGAAAAUGAAUAGAAAAAGUACUGAUAAUCUACGGCAACAAAUCAAUCAAAUAGCAGAUACUAUACGAAAAUCGGAAUCUAAAAAUGGUGGCAAACGUAUUAAUUUGUUAGAUUUGUUUAAAACUCCAAAUAUACGCAAAUAUACAUUUAUAUUAUGGUACCAAAACAUGGUUAAUGCACUAAUUUAUUAUGGACUAAGUUUUAAUAUGGUUGACUUUGGCGGCAAUUUCUAUAUAACUUUUUUAUUGUCAGGACUGGUAGAGUUACCGUCACAGCUAUUGACACCACUUUUAUUAAGAUUUAUUGGUCGCCGAAAACUGUUUGCAUUAUUUAUGCUAAUAGUAUCGGUCUCUUGUAUUGCUGUAAUACCAGCGACCAGUUCAUGGCUUAAAGUAUUACUGGCUUUAAUAAGCAAGUUUGCCAUUAGUACCUCAUGGAGUAUUGUUGCCAUUCAUGGCAAUGAAAUCUAUCCCACAGUUAUUAGAGUUACCGGUAAUGGUGUCGCAUCAGUAGUCACACGAAUCGGAUCUAUUAGUGCACCGUUUAUGGGGAAUCUGACACUGAAAACUAGUUUGGCAUUUGUUAUGAUAAUUUAUGCCAUACUCAGUACUGUCGGCGCUAUACUCGGCUUGUAUUUACCGGAAACUAAAGACAGAGAAGUGCCCGACACUAUAGAAGACGCAGAAAAUUUGGGCAAAACUAUAAUUAUGGUGUCAACUGAAAGUGAUCCAAAACAUUUGGCCGAUUUGGUGGGUCAAUGGGGUCGCUGGCAGUUUCAAUUGGCUGCUUAUAUAUUUUUAUAUGAAUCUGUUUCUGCAUAUAUCAGUAUGGGUUAUAAUUUUCACGCCAUGAAUGUCGACUACUGGUGCGCUGAUGUUCCCGCAAAUGAAAUCAAUAAAAACAUAACUAAUGAUAUUACCUGUAAUUCAUAUACAAAUCCCAAUGAGAGUUGUACUCAAUGGCAAUACAAUAAAACUCAAUUUUAUAAAUCAAUUAUCACUGAAUUUGAUUUGGUAUGCGAUCGUCAAUACUUUGCAUCUCUCACACAAUCAAUGUUUAUGUUUGGAUACGUGGGUUCGGGACUAAUACUAUCUCAUUAUUCCGAUAUUUAUGGCCGAAGACCAAUACUAUGGUUGUGCUAUAUAUUAGAAUUAUUGGCAUUGAUUUCGUGUGCCUUUUCAUAUAAUAUAUAUCAAUAUAUGAUAUCCCGUUUGAUCGUUGGUUUGGGUCACGCGGGAGGACUUUCUAUUGUCUAUGCAAUAUUAUUAGAAAGCUGUGGUCCCAAAUAUCGGUCAGACGCUAUACUAUUGUGUUAUAUCGGUUGGGUAUUAGGUUAUGUACUUUUGCCUGGAUUUGCAUAUUUAUUGCAGGAUUUUCGUUAUAUGACAAUUACAUCAAUACUACUGUUGCUAUUAAUUUUAAUUUGGUUUUACUUUCUAUACGAGUCUCCGCGCUGGCAGUUAGCUAAUGGACAUUAUAAUAUGGCCGACUUUGGCGGCAAUUUUUACAUAUCUUUCCUAUUGUCAGGACUGGUAGAGUUGCCGUCACAGUUAGUGACACCACUUUUAUUAAGAUUUAUUGGUCGUCGAAAACUUAGCGCAAUGUUUAUGAUAUUAGUAACCAUUUCUUGUAUUGCUGUUAUUCCGGCCAAAAGUUCAUUUCUUAAGAUAGUUUUAGCACUGAUAGGAAAGUUUGCCAUAACUGCCGGAUGGUCUGUUCAGGCACUUAUGUGUACUGAAAUAUAUCCAACAGUUGUGAGAAAUACAGGUUCUGGAGCUUCACAAGUGAUUGGACAGAUCGGAUCAAUUAGUUCACCUUUUAUCGGAAAUCUGAUAAUAAAAACGAGCCUAUCAUUUGUAAUGGUUGUUUAUGCUGUCCUCAGUACACUCAGUGYUGUACUCACUCUUUAUUUACCCGAAACUAAAGAUAACGAAAUACCCGACACUUUAGAAGAUGUAGAAAAAUUAGGCACUUCUAUGAAAAAAUAA